Endocarpon pusillum Z07020 is the source of this 933-nucleotide messenger RNA. RefSeq lists its product as uncharacterized. The transcript has a single exon. Lineage: Eukaryota; Fungi; Ascomycota; Eurotiomycetes; Verrucariales; Verrucariaceae. The record is from RefSeq and is a predicted model, not a curated record. The coding region runs from base 1 to 933 and encodes 310 amino acids.
AUGUUCCUGCCGCAAACAUUGGUGCUCAGCACCCUAUUCCUCUCUGCUCUCUCAUCCCCAACCCGUCCAGACCAGCAGCAGCAGCAGCAGCGGCACGAACAAGAAGCAGCACCAACACAUGGCCCAGCUAGGCUAGAAGAAUUCCAGGCCCUCCUCGCCGAGGUAGACGAAUCCUCUAUCCACUCCGCUCUCCACCUCUGGUCCUCCAAGUUCAAAGACGGCGUCUUCUCCCACGACCGCAAAACCCCGCCCCUGGCCACCUCACUCCUCCACAUCGCCAAACGCCAAAGCAACAACAACACCACCACCGCUCCCAGCAGUCCAGAGCCUUCUACCGCUUCACCAACCGAGUCAGACUCGCCAACUUCCCAGUCAGACUCGCCAUCUCCAUCUUCAGAUUCCCCAUCCUCCCCAUCCGCAACAGAAGAAACCCAAUCCCCCGCCCCUCCCCCCCAGACAUCCGACGGCGUCAUCCUCCCUGUCUCCUCCCGCACUACCGCAACGCGCGCCCCAACCACGCAAGCCGUGCCCGUUUCGACCCCACCCUCUGCAACCCCCAUCGCAACCACCGACGGCCGAGUCGUGUUUUCCGUUUCCGCCGCAGCCGGAAGCAGUGGCAACAGCGGCAACAGCGGCAGCAGUAGCGGUACCGUGGCAGGUGGCCUAGUGACCGUUGAAGCAUCCUCAGAACUCGUCUCCUUCUCCCCGUCUAGCUCGACGGUUCUAUCCACCUUCACACUGCCGGACGGGCGUCUCAGCACACAAACCUCAGUAACGGUGGUCGAUGCGCCCGUCACAGGCGGCGGUUUGGGGGCGCACCAGCCGCGACCGGUACCGGUGGAGGCAGCAAUCCCAGUUUACAAGAGGGCGUGGCAAGCGCGACCAGAGGCGUAUGGAAGGAGGUCGUGGCUGUGGUUGGCGGCGCGGUGGUGA